Dama dama (fallow deer) is the source of this 2648-nucleotide messenger RNA. It is a transcript of the gene SLC19A3, whose product is annotated as solute carrier family 19 member 3. Gene Ontology annotation, molecular function: thiamine transmembrane transporter activity. The transcript has 9 exons. Lineage: Eukaryota; Metazoa; Chordata; Mammalia; Artiodactyla; Cervidae. Gene Ontology annotation, cellular component: plasma membrane. Gene Ontology annotation, biological process: transmembrane transport; vitamin transport. Bases 294 to 1757 code for a protein of 487 amino acids. The record is from RefSeq and is a predicted model, not a curated record.
ACUCCAGUGAAAGGAAGGGACAUUGUGAUAGGGACUCACAGCGGCUGGUGGCAGGAAGGAGCCGAAGUUGGAUCUGAAGGCAGGAAAUUGGACUAGGUUCUAGGAAGAAAUAAGUUCAGGGCACGGAAGGAACAGGUUUAAUCCUUGUUGUCAUUGCAAUGAAAUAUUUACCAGCCCUGAGGUCACAAAGAUCUGUUUUCUUCUAAAUGUUCUGGCAGCAUCUUCUUAACAAGCAUGGAAGAGGAUUUGAUAAAAUGAUUGCUGACUGCUGACCUAUCCCUUGUACUCCAGCCAUGAGUUGUUUCCAGACUUCAGAGAGCCAGUCUUGGAUUUAUCCCACUGUGAUCCUCUGCCUGUUUGGGUUUUUCUCCAUGAUGAGACCCUCAGAACCCUUCCUUAUGCUGUAUUUAUCUGGACCAGAUAAAAACCUGACCAGUGCAGAGCUCACAAAUGAGAUCUUCCCCGUGUGGACCUACUCUUACCUGGCGCUACUGCUCCCAGUCUUUAUCCUCACCGAUUAUGUCCGCUACAAGCCAGUCAUCAUCCUCCAGGGGAUUAGCUUCAUCAUUUGCUGGCUGCUGCUCUUGUUUGGCCAAGGAGUCAGGACCAUGCAGGUGCUGGAAUUCUUCUAUGGGAUGGUCACCGCCACCGAGGUGGCCUACUACGCCUACAUUUACAGCGUGGUCAGCCCGGAGCACUACCAGAAGGUGAGCGGCUACUGCAGGAGUGUGACGCUGGUGGCCUACACGGCGUCCUCCGUGCUGGCCCAGCUCUUGGUAUCCCUGGCCGGCCUGUCCUACUUUUACCUCAACGUCAUAUCCUUGGCCUCUGUCUCUGUGGCCUUCCUCUUCUCACUUUUCCUACCCAUGCCUAAGAAGAGCAUGUUUUUUCAUGCAAAACCCAGUCAAGAAGUCCUUCCAAAGCCACCAGGAAUGGACGCUGUCACAGAGGAGCCUCAAAAGGAUCACAAACCAGUGGGAAAAGAAGUGUUCACUGAUUCAGGGGACCGAGAUGAUGGCCAGGUGACCAACUCAAAGCCAGGAAACGUAGCUCUGAGAGUUUUUGUGCAGUGGUUACAAGAUUUGAAGCAGUGUUACUCCUCAAAACAUCUUUUUUACUGGUCCCUAUGGUGGGCUUUUUCUACGGCAGGUUACAACCAGGUUUUGAACUAUGUUCAAGUCCUGUGGGAUUACAAAGCACCGUCCCAGAGUUCAAUAUAUAAUGGAGCAGUAGAAGCUAUUGCAACCUUUGGAGGGGCCCUGGCUGCCUUUGCAGUGGGUUACAUGAAAGUCAACUGGGAUCUUCUGGGAGAGUUGGCUCUGGCCGUCUUCUCAGUUGUCAAUGCAGGCUCUCUAUUUCUAAUGCAUUACACGACCAACAUAUGGGUGUGCUACGCUGGCUAUUUGAUAUUCAAGACUGUCUAUAUGCUCCUUAUCACCAUAGCAGUGUUUCAGAUCGCUGUUAAUCUGAGUGUGGAACGCUAUGCCCUGGUGUUUGGAAUCAACACCUUCAUUGCCCUGGUGAUUCAGACCAUUAUAACUGUAAUUGUAGUAGAUCAGGGAGGACUGAGGCUUCCAAUCAGCAUUCAGUUUUUAGUUUAUGGAAGUUACUUUGCAGCCAUUGCUGGCAUUUUCCUAAUGAGAAGCAUAUACAUUAUCUACUCAGCCGCAUGCCGAAAGAGAGUGCAGAACUCUGCUAUUACAGGUCUGGAUUCCAACGAACAUUUUCAAAACCAGGGAAGUUCAGCCUUGGACUAGAUAUCUCUGUGCCCAACUGACCUGGAUGCAGCUGACCAGGGCUAUCAUCUCAAUUCAACAACCCAUGUCGGAGAACUCCAAUGAAUAGCCAUGACUGGAAAAUUCUGGUUUUGAUCGCUUACAAGGAUACGCAUGUGGUAUGGAAACAAACCAUGAAAAAACCCCAGUCAUCCUUAAGUUGAUGUUCCCCAGCUGUGAACAGAAAUACUAACUGAAGUGACCUUGUUCCUUUCUUACAUAUUGGUUUUGUUUUACCAAAAUAGGCAACACAAUAGACAUUUUUUGUCACAUGAACCAUUGUCCUUCUUCCAUUAAAUAUAUUUCUUUAAAACAUACAGUUCCCUGAGAAAAUUGUAAGACUUGGUCCCAUUUGUAAGGACUCCUUUUCUCUCCUGAGAACACAGUAUUAUUCACAAGCUAUUAUUUCUUAAUAUCACCACUUAAUUUUUUCAUGAUGACUUCUCACUUUGUGCUCUGCUGAGCUUUGUUGUUGAAACUCUAUCUCAGGAGUAGCUUCAGACACUCCUUUGUGGCCACAGAGUGACAUUCAUGCCAAUUUCCAGUGGUCCCAGGAGAGGCAAUAAGCUGCUUCCUGUCAUGACUCCUGAAGACGGAAAUGGCAACCCACUCCAGUAUUCUUGCCUGGAGAAUCCCGUGGACAGAGGAGCCUGACAGGCUACAGUCCAUGAAGUCACAAAGAUUCAGACACAACUGAGUGACUAUCACUUAUCACUCACUAUCUUGACUCCAGAGAGGUGUUUUAAUAUCAUGUCAAUGUGAUAUCUGCCUAAAACAGAAAAACCUAAGUAGACAUUUUAGGGAUUUCUAGAAGUAUUUGUAAAUAAGAAAACCUAAUUUUUAGAUGGCAGAAAUUGUGCUAAAUAAAAUAGA